AUGACUAUCGUCGACAACCAUGGUCCACACAAGUUCAACGUCGGCUUCUGUCAGCAUACUUCCCUCAACCGCGCCCCGGAAGAAGAACCGUUGCAGCUGUUGCGUGGGGGCUUGUGGCCUGCGUCGUGGGAACAGCCUCGCACAGCGUUCACGAUGUCCGGCCUGCGCGACUUCGAACUGUUGUCCCUAAGUACGCAAAUGUCGACGCUAGACUACUGGAAGUACCUCACUCGCAGCAAGGAUAACGUGCUUACCCACCGCAUUACGACUCGAUACGCGGACCUGUUGGAGGCCUCGCGUUUAUAUUCCUUCAUCCGGCUCACGAAGCGCAACGACGUGGAACCCUCCUGGGCCAUGGGGGAGGGUGUGCUGGGUAUCUCGUGCCCAGCUUGCCCGCAACCAGGUAUCAACAUGCAUUCAACGCCACCGCCUAUGUACGGAGAGACCGACGCCGACGGGUAUCUUACCGGACUGUACAUUGUCUGCGACGGCAACUUCAAGCUCGUACUGAAGAUGAAGCCUGCCGACCUCCAGGACAUUCCGUUGUCCUACAACUCCAUGUACUGGGUUAACGAGACCGAGGCCGCCGACAUUCUGGAGUCGGCAAUCGAGGUUCCAAAGGAGGAAACGACUUGCCAUCAGUUCGGCGCAAUGGGAUACGGCCGCUACGCCGGGAGGGUGACGGGGAUGGUGGGCCUUACGUGCGUUAGACAUAUGGAGGUGAUGAGAAAUAGUGUCGUCGAUCUGACGAAGGGCGAAGGCUUCAAGUACGCGGACCUCUGCCACCUCAGUGCGACCAAGGCGUACUACACCCUCCCCAUGUUCAUCUCCGGCUACGAUAUCAACUGCCAAUACCGUAAGAAGUACGACGAGCGCGUGGCCCAGACGUGCGCGGCUUUCGCCGGCAUGACUUGUCUCCCCGAAGAUUCCCGUCUGCAGCCGUUCACGCUCGGUGCGGUGGGUAAGUGGCACCUCGCCGCGCACGAAGUUGGGUGCCGGUUCAAGUUCUCCUACAACUUUUUACCAGGCGCGGCAAUAACUGACGGCGAGGCUCUCGAGCGCAUCUGGGCGGCGAUUACGGGUCUAUCGGCACGAACUAAAGAGAUGAGUCCAGGGCACCGUCAUGACGUGCUCAACCAUCAUUGGAACGACAUGAACUCGCAGCGGUUGCAUAAGAUGCCCACCGUGCUCGCAGCUCGUUUCGAACCGACUCACCAGAUCAUCAAAGAUCUCCAGACGCAUCUCGAAGAACUCGAGAAAGGUUUCUCUAAGAAGGAACUCUCGUCGAUGAAGGCCACGGAGGCUCAGUUUUUGGAAGAUGUCGUGCACAUGGACCGGCACGCCGACCUGGUGAACCCGUACGAUGUGGACUUCAAUCGCGGUGACACCACGAAGGACACUACGAAGAAGUCCAUAGCGUCUGCGACAACAGACCUCGAGAAAGCUGUCGCCGAGCCCGGCAUGUCGCGUCGGGACAGGAAGGUGCUGACAGUGCUUUGCGAAGGAGUGGACUUGGAGAAGACGCGACGUUCUUUGCUGGAUCAACUUCAAAACAGCACAGAUGACGAGAAGGCCAGCAUCGAAAGCACACGGUCGAAGUUUCUAGAGCGUUACGCGAAAUGGGCAAAUGUCUACGACGCGCACAUCCAGCCAGCCCUCGAGGACGCGGCGGAGAACGUCAGCGUUGAUGGCUCCGAGUCUAACAUGUUCCCUCGCCGUCCUGAGUCCUACGGAGAUGUGGGUGCAACCUCCGGGAAGAAGAAGCAACGCGCCGACGCUUGGACGAAGGAGAUUGAAGCCAUCGAUAUUCCGAUGCCAUCCAACUAUGAGGCGAUCGUGUUAGCCCAAUCACCGGCACAACGCCUUGCGGAACUGGAGAUGAAGGUGCGGCGCCAGCACGCUCAAAAAUGUCUCGAAGUAGUUCGAACACAUCUGAUUCUCAUGGGGGCCCUCUCGGGAUGUCGGAGAAUGAUGUAG
Molecule: messenger RNA, 1977 nt
Organism: Epithele typhae
Lineage: Eukaryota; Fungi; Basidiomycota; Agaricomycetes; Polyporales; Epitheliaceae
Exons: 8
Coding region: 1-1977 (658 amino acids)
Source: RefSeq, a predicted model, not a curated record